AUGGAGAGGAUGAUUAUCUUCUGUGUGCUCUUCUUCUGUUCCAGUAUGGUUCUGACUGCAACUCCACAAAAAGCAAUGAAAUACAAACAGCUUGUAAAGACAAUUGGUCAGUUAGAAGAUGUAGUGAAAGAUAAGGAUGUUGAAUUGCUGCAUACACCAGAAAACCCUGUGGACGAAUGCCUGUUCACAGCUGUGACCUGCUUCCAGAAUGGCACACUGAAAUUACAGCCAAAGAACAGCCAAGUAAACUCUAAGUUCAUCAAAACAGUUAACAUCUUGAAAAGACCCAUUCUCAAAGACUCUGGAAAGCAGUGUGAGUCUACAUGUGAAUCUUACGAGAAAAAAUCCCCCAAGGAGUUUUUGAAGAGCUUCUCAAAGUUGAUGAAAAAGGUAAUCAAUCAGAGUUGACUUCUGUUUUUUGAUGUUUUGUAAACAAGAACCGAUGUCUGUAUUUUCCAUUAUUCCUAACGUUGAGUUGUUUUCACAGUUUUUCAAGGAGUAAUACAGGACACAUGAGACCUGAAGGCUACAGAAAAUCUACUAUUUAAGGCAGACACUAUACUAUUUAAGACAACGUGAAAAAUGUAAAUAUUUUCCAUUGCUACUGUGCUGUGCUCUGUGUGUGUGGUAAGUGAAAGCUUCUCCCCAGUAUUAAGGAGGCUUAUUUGGAUGGCUAUUCUUAAGACAGAUG
Messenger RNA from Cygnus atratus (black swan), 691 nucleotides. RefSeq names its product interleukin 21 (gene IL21). The coding region runs from base 1 to 408 and encodes 135 amino acids. Lineage: Eukaryota; Metazoa; Chordata; Aves; Anseriformes; Anatidae. Gene Ontology annotation, molecular function: cytokine receptor binding. Gene Ontology annotation, biological process: positive regulation of natural killer cell mediated cytotoxicity; immune response. The record is from RefSeq and is a predicted model, not a curated record. The transcript has 4 exons. Gene Ontology annotation, cellular component: extracellular region.